Actinia tenebrosa (Australian red waratah sea anemone) is the source of this 1617-nucleotide messenger RNA. RefSeq lists its product as uncharacterized. Lineage: Eukaryota; Metazoa; Cnidaria; Anthozoa; Actiniaria; Actiniidae. Gene Ontology annotation, molecular function: ubiquitin-protein transferase activity. The record is from RefSeq and is a predicted model, not a curated record.
AUAGAUAUAGAAGAUGAUCAUCUUGAUGAUGGCGAGUUGCAGCAAAUGAUUGAGUUUGCUGAUAGCGUAAGUGUUCAACAGUCUAUAACUGAGGCAGCCCAAAGUACCAAUGGUCUAUCUGCACCUCAACCCACUGUGCUAACAUCUUCUAUAAGUACAUCUUCUAUCAGUAUAGUGGAACCACCAUCCUCUAGCAGCACAAGCAAUGAGCAGCCCACUCAAAGUCCAAGUAACCAAUCAGUACCUCAUCCAUCCUUACUGUCCUUACCAUCAACCAGCCAGGAAGGUUAUGAAGAGGCCAACAUUAGCAAUACCCACAGCAGCUGGUCUAUGCCCAGAGUGAUUUGUGAGAAAUGUAGCUGUACAUUUCCUCUUGGAGAACAAUGCAUACGUUGUAUACAGAAUGAAGAGUUGGAAGCAUCAUUAGCUAAAGAUGCAUCCCCUCCCUCAGAGCCAGAAGAGGAACACUAUGCUGAGCCCGAUGUUGUGCAACUGAGGAAUUUUCGCCUUGCACGUCUAAUGGAUGUUGAGGAUGAUUCAGCUGUCCACGAGCAUUCAAAUCACCCUAGAUAUGAAAUCCUGAGUGAUCCACCAGAAGUGCUGGAACCAACACCAGAAGUCCUGAAAGUCCAUCGUAUUAGCAUAAAAGCAGAUCUAAUCAAGGGAUUCAAAGAUCCAGGCAUUUUGAAUAGACAGAUAGGAUUUAAAAUUAUUAAUGAAAGGGGUGAUCUUGAAGCAGGGAUUGGUGUUGGUAUUGCUCGUGAAGUUUACACACUAUUCUGGAAUGAAUUUUCCAUUAGUAUGACAAUAGGUGAACGGGAAAGGGUACCAUUCAUCAGGCAUGACCACUUCAUUGAAGAAUGGGAGGCAAUAGGUCGCAUUUUAGUUAAAGGGUAUGCCUCUGUUUCCUAUUUUCCUACAUUUUUUUCCAAGGCAUUUUUUUGCUUUUGCCUAUUUGGUAAAGAGGUUACUGAUAAUUUAUUUAUUUGCUCCUUUAAGCGCUAUUUAUCACAACUAGAAGAGGAUCUGGUUGAAAGUGUCCUCAGGAAUAAUGACCUCCCAGGUGAAGAGGAAGAAUUUCAAGAUUUCCUUGAAAGGUUUAAUUGCAGGUCCCAUGUAAAAAAAGAAAAUGUCAUCAGAGUUUUACUAGAAAUUGCAAAGCAAGAGCUUGUUCAAAAGCCCCACCUCAUGGUUGCAGCAUGGCAGCCAAUUCUGCAGCAAGGAUUGAAGCCGUAUAAGCAGUUUCAAUCAAUUGAAGCAGUUUUGGAACAAUAUGAAACACUUAAGCCCACACCCAAGAAAAUCCUUGACAGUCUGUUAUGCAGUCCAACCACUGACACAGAGAGAGAAGUGUUUAAGUUUUUACAGCAGUUUAUCAGAGGUCUUGACACAACUAAGUUGGUACAGUUCCUGAGAUUCACCACAGCAAUGGAUGUAAUGGGGGGACAAAAGCUACAGAUAGCAUUUGUCAGGACUGAGGGUUUUAGUUCCACACCAGUGGCACAUACAUGUUCUCCAUUACUAGAGAUUCCAUCUACAUACAAUAACUUUGUGGAACUCAGAGAGGAAUUUACUAACAUCCUCAAUCGCAACAACUGGGAGAUGGACAUYAUGUAG